GUAGAUAUUGUUAUAUUUAUGUAUAAAUAGUAGUUCAUUACGGACAAAUUUGUGUAUAGUAUAUACCGAAUUGGUCGAAUUAAGACCAGCAAAAUGCUGCCUUUCGUUUUGGUAUUAUUCGUCGCUUCGGGCGCUUUGGCCGCUCCAUCCGUGGUCGUCAACCAAGCCAGCAUCAAUGACAUUGCUCCAAUCCCAGACAAUGGCAGACUCGUCAACAGCUACGUGAUCGACCGCUCCUUUGAAGCCAUCGACGGUGGAGACACCAACAUCUACAUCCUGACCAUCCAGCAGAUCCUGAACGAUCUGGCCAACCAGCCGGACGGUCUCAGCCAGAGCUUGGCUGUCGGCACCACCAUCGCCGCUCUCGGAGAACUCGCCACUGGCACCCCAGGAGAUGCAUGUGAAAACGCUGCUCUCGCCAACGCCUACGCCUCCGGUAGAGGAGUCGGAGCAGCCCUGAGCAGCUGGGCCAACAGACUGGCCGGCAGCAUCGACCUCAUCGUCCAACUCGUCAACAACCCCAAUGGAGUCCGUUACUCAACUGGCCCCCGUGGAAACUGCGUUGGUGGCGGCAGAGCCUACCAAUUCGAAGCAGCUUGGGAUGCAGUCCUCAACAACGCCAACCCAUACCAGAUCGGCCUCAUCAACGAAGAGUACUGCGCAGCCAAACGCCUGUACAGCGCCUUCAACAGCCGUAGCAACAACGUCGGAGCCGCCGUCACCGCCGCCGCCACCGGCCCGGCCAACGCCGCUCUCCAACAAGCCCUGCCACAGCUUACCAACUUCCUGAGAGUGGUCGCCGGCGGUGGAAACCCAGCAGGUGUCGCUGGAGCCGCCAAGGCAGCCCUCGCCAGCGCCGUCGCCAACGUCCAGGCUUCAGGACUCUACUGAGGAGUUCAGUGACCGCACCCCCCACUUGUACAUAUAAUAUACCUAUAUAUGUAUCAUACAACAACAAAACUGUGCUCUUUAUAGUAUGUAUAGCAUUCAUAUACACAGCCACGAAACGUGAAGAAUAUCUUUAUGAAUAUUCAACUCUUGUUUGUGGCAUUUCGUAAGUCAAUAGAUGAUUAUAUUAUUAUGUAAAUAUACGUUUAUAUUUAACAAAAACGACCUGGCUUUUCAUUCAAUGGCUAUUUUUUGUUCAAUAAAGAUGUAUCCAGUUCACUAAAUUUUUA
Messenger RNA from Amyelois transitella, 1178 nucleotides. It is a transcript of the gene Fib-l, whose product is annotated as fibroin light chain. The record is from RefSeq and is a predicted model, not a curated record. Gene Ontology annotation, cellular component: extracellular region. The transcript is spliced from 7 exons. NCBI's taxonomy places the organism in Eukaryota, Metazoa, Arthropoda, Insecta, Lepidoptera, Pyralidae. The coding region runs from base 94 to 891 and encodes 265 amino acids.